Molecule: messenger RNA, 238 nt
Organism: Dentiscutata erythropus
Lineage: Eukaryota; Fungi; Glomeromycota; Glomeromycetes; Diversisporales; Gigasporaceae
Source: the annotation of a GenBank genome assembly
GCAUUUGUUAUAGAUUUAUUUUGGACAAACAAGAAAAUAAAGAAGAAUCAGACACAAUUACAGAUGAUGUCAAAUAUGAUAUUAAGAAUCCUGUAAUUAGCAAGCAAAGAGGUCGACUACUUGGAAGAGCAAAAAGUAGUACUGAAAUUGAAGAUCAACAUCCUAAAAAGAAGCAACACUUGCAAGCUUCAGAAAUUACUAAAAGACAUGAAGUGCAAGAGAAAGAUACUAGAAAAAC